Macrobrachium nipponense is the source of this 5241-nucleotide messenger RNA. RefSeq names its product solute carrier organic anion transporter family member 3A1-like (gene Oatp30B). The transcript is spliced from 18 exons. Bases 469 to 3723 code for a protein of 1084 amino acids. NCBI's taxonomy places the organism in Eukaryota, Metazoa, Arthropoda, Malacostraca, Decapoda, Palaemonidae. Gene Ontology annotation, molecular function: protein binding. Gene Ontology annotation, biological process: transmembrane transport; sodium-independent organic anion transport. Gene Ontology annotation, cellular component: plasma membrane. The record is from RefSeq and is a predicted model, not a curated record.
CAGCUGUUCAGUAUUCGUGGAGAGUUGGUCAUAGGAAGGUGUAGUCGCGUUACCUCUGUGUUUGGGUUUGUUUGUUAGUCCCCAUUUUACCCUUGUUUUCGGCAGUGGCUGAAUGAUUAUAGCCAUUUAGUGACUAUUUGAGGAAAACGAAAAGAAAGGUCUUAAAAAACUGUAAAUAUUUUCCCGUAGAACUCGCGACAGAGCACAGUCAAACAGCGAAGGUGGCUCCUUUGUUGACGAUCUCAAGAGUUAGCAGGAAAUAAUGCAGAGAGAAAAGCGGUGAUUUAGAGAAAAAUUAGGAUCCUCAGUUUUGACUUCACCUCACAAACAGUAAUGGCUGGCGGGUAGAACCACUUAAAUCCCUCUUCAACUUCCACCCGACCCAUCCCUUAAUUACCUCUGUUAGGCCUACUCCGGAAAUUCCUCUUGACCUUUGGUUUAACCCCAAGGCCCAUUGCGACGUCAUCUAUGGCAUCGUCUAGGACAGGCUCUUCGGAGCCCUGCGACGCCUAUCAUCGAUCCGGCCUCUACAGCCAUUAUGAAACCAAGGACGACCUGAGUGCGAGAAUGAGCGGAUGCCCCGGUGCCAUCGGGGGUGGCACUGCCCCCAUCCCUGGCACUGCUUCGGCCGGCAAGGCCGCAACCAGGAACAACUCGACUUGCAGCACAAGCAGCAGAACCCGCCACAGCAGCAAUAACAGCAUGAGGGGCUGCCCCGCCAUGACCCGGAACAACAGCACGGCCAGCAACAGCAGCAACCACAGCUUGAGCGGAGCGGCAGCUGCAAUUGCGCUCGGAGGAGCCGGUGGUCGCGUUGGCAACGCCACCAGCGCGGCAGGUGGCACUGCUGCCAUAGGCCUGCUGGUCGAAGGGAACACCGUGGGCGAACUGGAAGAGACCAGCGGCCUGGAAGUCGAGCCCUCCCUGAUGGAGACUUCGACCGCCACCACCUCCACCGUCGAUUCCACGGCCGAGCUCGUCCACGGUUCCCGAGGCGUGUCCUACAACACAACCACCACCACAACAACCACAACCACCACGUCCACAACCAACCCCAACUCCGCGCCCGCCGUCGACUCCAACGACUGCGGACUUUUCUCCUUCAGGCCGGCUUUUCUCCAGAGAUUAGCUAAUAUUAAGAUAUUUGUGUUCCUGCUGUCCAUAUUGGUGACGGUGCAACAGGCGCUGGCCUCUGGCUACCUCAACUCCGUCAUCACCACCAUAGAGAAGCGCUAUGAGAUCCCCUCCUCUCUCACGGGGGUCAUCUCCUCCAUGUACGAAAUUGGGAACGUCAUCACCGUCAUAUUUGUCUCCUAUUUGGGCUCCAAGAGAAGAAUACCGGUUUGGAUCGGUGUCGGUUGCUGUGUUAUGGGUGUCGGCUCCAUAUUGUUCGUGAUGCCUCAGCUCAUAUCAGAUCGGUGGUCAAUUGAAUUAGAGACCACCAACAACACAGAUUCGAGUGCCAACAUCUGCCGAAAUGCGCGGGUUAGAGACGACACCUCGGAACGUCUCUCGGAGUACGGAUUUGGAACUCUACCUGAUUUAUCUAAAGGUGUUCCUCUGGGAUCGCACAACAGCAUUCAGUAUGGAAAGCCAGACAACUGCAUCAAGGGGAGUCGAAGCAACGUGAUGCCCGUGUUGUUUUUCAUGCUAGCACAGUUGCUUCUUGGUGCUGGGGGCUCCCCCCUCUUCACCCUGGGUACAACCUACAUUGAUGAUCAUGUCAAGAGGGAAAGUUCUUCAAUGUACAUAGGCAUUAUCUACACCAUGGUGGCCUUUGGACCUGUACUUGGGUUCCUACUUGGCGCUUAUCUUAUCUCCUUUUACGUUGACACAUUCUUUGUAGAUACUUCAGGAAUGAAAGCAGAUCAUAAGCACGCCCGAUGGAUUGGGAUGUGGUGGGGAGGUUUUCUCCUGUGUGGACUGCUAUUAAUCUUCAUUUCAAUCCCAUUCUUCAUGUUUCCCAAGAUGCUCAAGAAAGAAAAGGAGAAGGUAAGGAUGGAAGAGAAAACAAAGGAGUUCCAGAAGGGUCACAGACGCACAAAAUCCCAGACCUCCACUUGUUCAAGGCACUCCACUCUCUCAACAAAAAGAGUGUAUGGCAAAGAUGUAAGAGAUAUUCCCCUGUCAAUGCUGAAACUUUUGGUAAAUCCCAUCUACGUCAUGACUUGCUUGGGAGCCUGCAUGGAACUUAUGAUUGUGUCGGGAUUCAUAGUGUUUUUGCCCAAAUAUCUUGAGACACAAUUCUUCCUCUCAAAUGUGCAAGCAUCUAUAUUUACUGGUGGCAUAGCAAUUCCUGGUGCUUGUAUUGGCAUCUUCUUAGGUGGCUAUCUACUUAAAAGAUUCAGUCUACGGCCUAAGGGUGCCAUUCAGAUGGUCAUGGUCUUCAAUUUGAUUGGCUUGAGUUUUUAUGGGCUCUUGUUUGUGUUGGGUUGUGACAAUGUGAAAAUGGCUGGUACUACAUCUCCAUACUUUAACACUUCUAUGGCUCAUUCUGUUGCAAACAGUCCUGGUCAGCUAGAUAAUGGAGGAUCUUUUCAAGUUAAUUUGACUGCUUGGUGUAAUACGGGGUGCUCUUGCUCUUCUUCAUUAGUAGAACCAGUGUGUGGCAAUAAUGGUCUUACUUACUUCAGCCCAUGUCAUGCUGGAUGUACGUCUUAUUCACCACAGCACAAAUUUGCCAAUUGCACAUGUAUCCGGGGCGAGGGCAAUCAGUCUUCACCUUUUCAUUCAUCUUCAUCAUUAUCACCAGAAGGAGCAGGAUUUUCUGAAGUGACAGCUGUCCCUGUUGCAACGGCAGGCCCGUGCUACAUACCUUGUAAUACUAUCAUGCCCUUCAUGAUAUUGUUGUUCUUUAUGUGCACUGUUGUAGCCAUAAGUCAGAUGCCCUUACUUAUGAUUGUUUUGAGAUCUGUAGAUGAAGAGGAAAGAUCUUUUGCCCUUGGUGUCCAGUUUGUAAUAUUCCGGCUUAUAGCUUAUAUCCCAGCACCUAUUAUGUUUGGAUCAGUAAUUGAUUCCACAUGUUUGAUGUGGAAGAGUUCUUGCGGGGAGAAGGGAGGUAGAUGCCUGAUCUAUGAUAUAGAAAUGUUCAGAUACAGAUAUGUGGGUAUUUGCACAGCAAUCAAGAUCAUAUCAGCAGCUAUUUUUGUAUUUGACUGGUUACUAAUAAGAUGGAAGUAUAAAUUGGAUAUGGAAGGAACCAUGACAGUUGGAGAUAUUGUUAAUUCCCUCAUGUCUGUGGAUAAAGACCAUGAAGCUGAUAAUUUAGCUGAGGAAAGUGUUUGGCUGCCAGAGUUACAAGGGUCACAACCACCAGCUGGUCACCAAACCAAUUUGAUGAAUACCUCCACAACCACUGCAGCUCAUCAUUAUCAUCAUAGGAGAAAUGGCUCUUUAAUUAAUCGUCAGCAGUUGCCAUCUCACGGUUCUGGUCACAAACGAUCCCAGUCAGGUUCUUACGUACCAUCUCGUCCAUGGGCAGGCCUUUAUCAGCACAGGAGAUCUCAUUCAAGCUCUGGUUAUCAACAUUUGCCUGUUCCUCCCGGUCCUCCACCAACUGGAAUUUUAGCAACUCAACCAGGACAUCAACGCAGGGCAAGUUCAGGGCAACAGGUCACGUUCCGGGGAUUAGCAGAAGAUCCUACAGAUUUAACAGGCGUUAAAGUAGUUGUUCAAGGAAAUACAAGUUGUGGUAGUGAAGAAGAUUUGGCAAUCAAAGUAUAGACAUUUGAAUUUAAAACCACUGAAUUAGCAGAUAAAGCUUCGUAAGAACAAUACAAGUAGCUAAGAAAUAUUCCUUAGUCACUAAAGACUUCACAAACAGGCACAGAUGUGUCCAUAAUACUAUCUACUAAUCAGUAUGUAAUGUAGUUAAAAUGCUUCCAGGCGAGUGCGAUCUCUGACUUGAGUAUGAGCAGUGCAAGUGUACUCUUGUUGUUUUCAAAUAUAAUAAAAUUUGAAGCUGUUAUGUACAACAGUUAAUUUAUGCUGCCAAUGCUGCCAUUUUUAUUUCUGUUUUUUGUUUGUCCUUCAGAGACACACAAUGCCAAACUUGUCACAAAUUUUGGUUUGUAUUGCUGUUAAAACUGAAACAAUCACGACACGUUGGGCUAGAAGAGCUUAUUAGCUGCUAUAUUAGAUAUGAUCCUCUCUUUUUAAUAUGUGAUAGCUAUAAUUUUAUAGAGGUCUAUGAAAUUAGAAGUGAUAGUUUAUCCUUUUCAUUCCGGUCCUCAUACAAUUGGAAAACACUGUGCCACCAUUUUGGUUUGAUUUUGUCCCUUCAGAUUUAGUGAUUUAAGUUCCCUUAAAUUUAAUAAAAACUAUAAAACUGUAGUGCUGCGUUCGUAGUCUAUAAUUAGACAAAAAUAAGCAGUUACUAAAAGCCACCUUGGAUGGUGCACAGGUUGUUAACUGUACAUAAAAAUAUAUUUAAAAUAUAGUAGCUAUAUAAAACUUAAAGUGCCUGAAGUAGAAUGCUAGUGAGACCCAACAAUCUGGGUUAUUUGUGGCUAAACCCCAUUAUCAUAUUGAGGGGAUGGUAUGAAAAGCCACCUGUCAAGAUUCUUUGAGCCAUUUCAUGCAUUUACUGUAAAUAGGUAUGCCAAACAGAUCAAACUUAUUUUGCAAUAUUGUAUUUAUUACUUUAUGCUGUAUUUAUGGACAUAAUGAAUUUUAUUUUUAGUUCUGCCCUUUUCAAUUGACAUUGGUCAAAAUGGCACAUUAUGAAAUAGGAUUAUUUUUUUAUCAGCAGUUUCUUGUGGGCAAAGCACAUAUAUAAUGGAAUGCAAGAUAAAUGUGCUUAUGGUUGCUGAAUAAAAAAAUUUGAAUGUAAAGGGAAAUUAACAAAUUAAUUUUAACAUCAAGUGCAAUAGAUACAAUACUAUUUAAUUACAAGCUUUAAUAAAGAGAGAGUGAUUAUUAUUAACUAUCAUUAAUUUCUAUUCUGUCAAUGUUUUUUAUGAGGGAAGUGUUUUGAUGUUUUGUAAAUUUAAUUUAAAGCUUUGUAAACCUACUGGUACUGUUUUCUCUUUCCAUGUUAAGUGCUAUAUUAUUUUCUCCCAUUUUCUGAAAAAUAUAUAUGUACAGCUAUGUAACUCAUGAACAAAAAAAUAUAUAAAUAUAUAUAUAUUGAAGUAAGCACAUGGUUGGCUAGACUGUUAUGGUAUAAUAAUUGGAUAGCUAUUGUAAAUAAUGUAAGAUUCUCAAUGAAAAUGAGAUGUGCAAUAAAUGAAAAUAAUUCUA